GUUCAUGUUUUCCUAGCCACGGGGAUUUACUCUCCAAGAGCCGACUGCAUUUUGGUGAGGACAACAUUUAUUUUAUUUUUGUGUUAAAAAGAAGUCGGAACGCUUAUUUAUUCUUUUAGUGUUACCAUAUUAAAGGUGACCAUAAUGUACAGUAUGACGUGCGGCAUAUAAAAAACGUGUUUUCUUGUUUUCUCACACUUCAGAGGUCCGACGGUGUUCGCCCGAGAAAUGGCGUGGCAGAAGGAAGCGCUCGUACUUGCGUCGACUCUCGUAGUGUACACCUUGUCGGCUUCGGACGUCGUCGUUACCAGCUCUCAGGGCAAAUUGCGAGGCCGGUCUAAUGCCGUAUUUGGAAAUCCUGUUGAGACGUUUCUCGGCGUUCCCUACGCGCUUCCACCCGUCGGAAACCGAAGGUUUCGCAAACCAGUGCCUUUGACUACUUGGGACGGCGUCUACGACGCAACGGUGCCGAAGCAGUCCUGCAUGCAGCCUGUUCAGUCGGGCCGCUUCGAAGCCCCCGUGCCGUUUUCUGAGGACUGCCUGUAUCUUAACGUUUGGACACCGAGCACGUCCGACUCACUGCGAAGACCGGUGCUGGUAUGGUUCUACGGCGGCUUGUACAUGGUGGGCUCGGCGUACGUGGACAUAUACAACGCCACGGCGUUGGCCGCCUUCAAUGACCUCGUGGUGGUGUCGUGCGACUUCCGCUCUUCUAUGUACGGCUUCUUUGAGUCAGGCGACGCCGAAGACGGGCCCGGCAAUGUGGGGCUUUGGGACCAGCGGCUCGUGCUUGUGUGGAUCCGCGACAAUAUCGCGGCGUUCGGUGGGGACCCCGACCAAGUGACACUCUUCGGGGUCAGUUCCGGAUCCAUGCUGGCCCACGCUCACGUCCUCUCACCGCUGAGCAGGGGACUGUUCAGACGCGUGUACCUGAUGAGCGGCACAUUAAACAUCAACGUUCAUUCUGACUCGGCGACAGACAGCGUCUACAAAGGUAACCAAGUUGCGGCAAUUGUAGAAUGCGCGACCCCAUUUCAAGACCUCACUACGCAUACGCGGCGUGUUCUGGACUGCCUCCGAAACGUAACAGCCGAUCGUAUCGACGCAGCGACGGUUAUCGCCAUGCUACCAGGUCUAGUAUUCUUCAUGCCCACGUUCAGGAGUGAAUUCAUUCCUAUGCUCCCUUCGGCCGCCAGCGAGGCAGGUGCGUUCUCUCCCGUGGACGCAGUCGUAAGCGUCACGUCGAAUGAGGGAAGCUUUGCAUUCGUGAACCAAUUCGACCAAAGGUUGCUCGAUCCCUGUCUAAGCGAUAUCGACAUGGAAACGUUGCAAGCUGAAGUAGAACAGCUGCUCCGUAUGUGGGUAAAAGAAAAAGUGUUGCCGUUUGCCCAAGGUUAUGUCGCCACUGCCGCUCCAGGCAACAAAAUAGCGCUGAGAGAUAAGGCUGUUGACUUCCUAGGCAAGCACAACGCAUACUGCCAAAGCCGAUUUUUCGCUGAAGAUCACUCCAAGUUUGCAAUCAACGUGUACGCGCAAGUUUUCGCACAUAGGUCGAAGAAGUCGACGCUGCCAGAGUGGGUCGCAGCGUCUCACAUGGAUGACGUUCCGUACACUUUCGGAAUUCCUUUCUUGGAGCCGGACAAGUACACUGACGAGGACAGGAACUUUAGCGCAGUGCUCAUGAAGAGCCUGGCAGCGUUCGCCGAAAACGGGGUGCCCAAAAUUCCUGAGCUGCAGUACUGGCCGCCAUUCUCUGCCACUUCUCCAAACUUUGCGUGGCUUCAGCCUGGAAACUACAGCCUGCUGAAAGAUUUCCUCGGCACAACCUGCGACCUGUGGAGAAAUUUUCUGUAGGCACAGCACCUUUUGUAAAUUGCUGACUGCAACAAUGCAAGUCGCUCAUGAUCAGUAGCGUCAUUUCAGCCCAACUUUUCAAGUGAAUGAGUGAUUGCAUAUGUGCACACGUGGCCUGUUCCUGGCAAAAACUUUACAGCUGUAAUGUUAACGGAGCUCCAACCAGUACUCGUACAAAUGAGAUGCUGUCGCAUUUUGUUGAUUUAUUUUGUUCCGGUUUUACCCUGACGUAAUAAAUAGAUAUUUAAAAAGAAGCAUGUUAUUGCAGCCCAAAAAUAUUCAAAUAUAUUUUUUUUAUAUUUAUGCGCUGUGCACGCUCCGAAAGACGACGACAGAAAACGAAGGAUGUUUGCUCCACUUGUUUUUUCCGGCUGUCGGCGUGCUGUUCAAAAUUAGGAACUUUUACUAAUUAACGCACCUUUAAGGUGAGCUUAUUUCUUAAUUUAUAAAUUUUAAUUUUAUACGACGACGUUUUAAAUAUGCUUCAACGAAGACUUUAAGAGUAAGGGUGCUUCAGGUGAGUGCGUUAAAUCGUCCUUAAAAGCAGCGCAGUAACUAUAAGAAUGUUACUUUGUUCGGCUACACACUAUUCACUCAGGACACACCAGAAACUGUGCGAUUGCCACUGGUGACAUCCAAUAGCCGACUUGACCUAGUCAAGGCUAACCGUUAAAAUGCCGACGUUGAAACUAUAGGAAUCGGUUGGUGCCAACGCUAUUUUGCCUUGCAAUUUUGCCUCUCAAUGCGCAACGAAGAGAAGAAUACUGUCUGGGUUGUUUCCGCUUUUGUAAGAAAGGAACAAGGUGGUGUCGACUGUGGAAUUUUGGCUCCGAUGUCAUUUAUGAGACGAAUCGCGAUGGCACAGUAACGCUGCGAAUACGCACAUGUUUUACGAAGUUAUUGAAAAAUAAAUUGGCUAAUUGGUGUAAUUUCCUAGGAUGAGACUUAAUUAGGCACGGAAAGACGUAAAUGACAAAAAUAAAUAGCCAGGAUAAAGCGCCGGUUUGUCAUGUUCUCUUUCUUGUCCUUGGCGCGUACUAGCACCUAAUUUUCUUCCAGCCUUCUUUACGAAGAAGUCCCACAACACUGAACCUCUCAAAGUCAAAAUCAUGCCGCAUGCAUUCGUACGUGUCUAUUUAAAGCCACUCGCCAAUACGCAUUAGGAAGCAAUAAAUAAAUGAAGUCUGUGUCUCUUGUGAAAUGAAAUAAAAUCACU
Molecule: messenger RNA, 3070 nt
Organism: Dermacentor silvarum
Lineage: Eukaryota; Metazoa; Arthropoda; Arachnida; Ixodida; Ixodidae
Product: acetylcholinesterase-like
Exons: 2
Coding region: 229-1854 (541 amino acids)
Biological process (GO): choline metabolic process; acetylcholine catabolic process
Cellular component (GO): plasma membrane
Molecular function (GO): acetylcholinesterase activity
Source: RefSeq, a predicted model, not a curated record